GGGAGUGGGAUUCCGAUGGCCGUUGCUAGGUGGUCCACGUUACGAGCCUCUGACCCUCUGGAGAACCAGGCAGGGAAGGUGCAGGAGGCUCAGGCCACUUCCCAGCCAGAACCUGCCCUCAAACCCGGUGUCGCUGCCACGCCCACCCCUCCCUCCCUAACCCACUUCUGGGGCUUGGCCACCCCCACCCCACCCUUCCAGGACUCCGACUCAGACCCUGAAGGAGGAGCCGCUGGCGGAGAAGCUGAGAUGGAUUUCCUGCGGAACUUCUUCUCCCAGACCCUGGGCCUGGGCACCCAAAAGGAGCGUCUGCUGGAUGAGCUAACCCUGGAAGGGGUGGCCCGCUACAUGCAGAGUGAGCGCUGUCGCAGGGUCAUCUGUUUGGUGGGAGCCGGAAUCUCCACAGCUGCGGGCAUCCCCGACUUCCGCUCUCCAUCCACCGGCCUCUACGCCAACCUGGAGAAAUACCAUCUGCCCUACCCGGAGGCCAUCUUUGAGAUUGGCUACUUUAAGAAACAUCCAGAACCCUUCUUUGCCCUUGCCAAGGAACUCUAUCCUGGGCAAUUCAAGCCGACCAUCUGUCACUACUUCAUUCGCCUGAUGAAGGAGAAGGGGCUGCUCCUGCGCUGCUACACCCAGAACAUAGACACCCUGGAGCGCGUGGCAGGGCUGGAGCCCGAGGACCUGGUGGAGGCCCACGGCACCUUCUACACCUCCCACUGCAUCAGCCCCGUGUGCAGGCGCGAAUACCCGCUGAGCUGGAUGAAAGAGAAGCUCUUCACGGAGGUGACUCCACGGUGCGAGAAGUGCCAGAGCGUGGUGAAACCUGACAUCAUUUUUUUUGGCGAGAACCUCCCGGCGCGGUUCUUCUCGUGCAUGCAGUCAGACUUCCUGAAGGUGGACCUGCUCAUCAUCAUGGGCACCUCGCUGCAGGUGCAGCCCUUCGCCUCCCUCGUCAGCAAGGCGCCCCUCUCCACCCCGCGCCUGCUCAUCAACAAGGAGAAGACGGGCCAGACCGACCCCUUCCUGGGCAUGAUGAUGGGCCUGGGAAGAGGCAUGGACUUCGACUCCAAGAAGGCCUACAGGGACGUGGCCUGGCUGGGUGACUGCGACCAGGGCUGCCUGGCCCUCGCUGACCUCCUCGGAUGGAAGAAAGAGCUGGAGGACCUCGUUCGGAAGGAGCACGCCAGCAUCGAUGCCCAGUCUGGGUCGGGGGCCCCCAACCCCAACACCGUAGCUUCCCCCAGGAGGUCCCCACCUCCUGCCAAGGAGGGGGCCAGGACCGCAGAGCCGGAAAAGCCCCAGUGACAGCCCCGACUCGCAGGCAGGACACCCAGACCCUCCGGGACAGCGGAGCCCCAACCAGCACUGGCCCCUCUAACUCGCAGCUCUUCUCUGGGGAGAGCCGUGCACCCCCCAGUCUCCUAACGACUCCCUCCUAAAACUGGGGUCCUAGCCACACCCCACUUUAUCCCAGCAAAUCUCUAACAUCCCCUUAAAGCCAAAGCCUAAGCAGCCUGACCUAACAGCCCACGCCCUCUAAGGAGCAGCCUCCCCUAACCUCUAACUGCUCCCAGGAGGCCAGGGGUGCCCCCAAACUUCUGUCACCAAAGGGGGCCAAGGGCCCUCACUCUACUGCUUCAGUGACCUGUGGCCAAGCAGAUCCAACCAACCCACCCUAGACCAGGGUGUGGCCCUCCCAGUACGCUCCCACCUCCCACCGUGGUUGGGGAGGGUCUGAGCCUGAUAGGGCUCCUGGGUCUCCGCCUCCACCUCCCAAAGUAGGUGCUGGGCCCCCUCCCUUGGGACCCACUGCCCACGUGGGGAUGGGCAGAGGAGGUUGUUUGUUUGGACACAAAUUAAAAAACCAAAACCAACUAACCG
Messenger RNA from Ictidomys tridecemlineatus (thirteen-lined ground squirrel), 1884 nucleotides. The record is from RefSeq and is a predicted model, not a curated record. Lineage: Eukaryota; Metazoa; Chordata; Mammalia; Rodentia; Sciuridae.